ACAAUUCUACAAUGGCAACAAUGCAUGUCCAUCCGGGACACCCUGGUGGGUCACGGAUGGCUGGCCCACCGCCACUAACUCCAUGGUCCCCGGACAAGAAGCACAGUGACCGGGAGCGAUGGGUUUGCAUCUAUCCUGCGUACAUCAACCGGAAGAAAACAAGACAGGAAGGACGUCGAAUUCCGAAACAGUGCUGUGUGGAUGAUCCUUCACCGCAGGAAAUACGAGACGUUCUGCAGGCGCUGAAUAUGAACGUAUUGGUCGAGCCGAAACAAUAUCCGCGAGAGCGCAGCAGGGAACUACAAUGCCGUGGCCGGAUCCGUGUACAGCUUCGUAAUGAUGAUGGUACACCAUUAAAUUCGGAAUAUGCCUCCAGGGACAGUAUACUAAUGCAUCUGGGCAAAACAAUACCGCUGCUGAAGAGUAGACAAUCUAAGGCCCCGGAGCAGUCACAGGCCGCAGCCUCAACCAGUGCUGGACAAAAGAAGGGUAAAGGAAAGCGUCGAUAA
Molecule: messenger RNA, 509 nt
Organism: Anopheles maculipalpis
Lineage: Eukaryota; Metazoa; Arthropoda; Insecta; Diptera; Culicidae
Gene: Srp19
Product: signal recognition particle 19 kDa protein
Exons: 2
Coding region: 12-509 (165 amino acids)
Biological process (GO): SRP-dependent cotranslational protein targeting to membrane; SRP-dependent cotranslational protein targeting to membrane, signal sequence recognition
Cellular component (GO): signal recognition particle, endoplasmic reticulum targeting
Molecular function (GO): 7S RNA binding
Source: RefSeq, a predicted model, not a curated record